CGCUCCCGCUCCGCUCCCGCUCUCCCCGCACGCACAUUGUCCGGGCGCGGCGGCGGCACAGCGCCCCGGCGCCCCGUGCCAAUGCGGGGCGGGCGCGGCACGCCGGGGGCGCCUCCACCACCGCGGUGGAAACUUCCCCUCGCCGCCGGGCCGACGCGCGGCUGAAGCCCCCGGCGGGGAGGAGCGGAGCGGGGUUUCGCCCGCCUGGGGGGGCGCCUCGUCUAGUUUGGGUUUUCCUGCAUUGGAAGGGCAAAAGCGAAUACUGUUACCCGGCUUUAAACUUCCGCGCUCCGCUCUCCAGGACGCGCAUCCCGCCCGGCGGGGUGGGCGAGCCGGUGGUGGUGCUCCUGGAAGUGCUGAGCUGGGGUCAGCUGGAAGAUGACCGAAUACAAGCUGGUGGUGGUGGGAGCAGGUGGUGUUGGGAAGAGUGCUUUGACGAUACAGCUCAUUCAGAACCAUUUUGUUGAUGAGUAUGACCCCACGAUAGAGGAUUCCUACAGAAAGCAAGUAGUCAUCGAUGGAGAGACCUGUUUGUUAGACAUCUUGGACACUGCAGGGCAGGAGGAGUACAGUGCCAUGAGAGACCAGUACAUGAGAACGGGGGAAGGAUUCCUGUGUGUCUUCGCCAUCAACAACACCAAGUCCUUUGAAGAUAUUCACCAGUAUAGGGAGCAGAUCAAGAGGGUGAAAGACUCAGAUGAUGUCCCCAUGGUGCUGGUGGGGAAUAAAUGUGACCUCCCUGCGCGGACAGUGGAGACCCGGCAAGCGCAGGACCUGGCCCGGAGCUACGGGAUCCCCUACAUAGAAACGUCUGCCAAAACUAGACAGGGCGUUGAGGAUGCCUUCUACACCUUGGUGCGGGAGAUCCGGCAGCACAAGCUGCGCAAGCUGAAUCCCCCGGACGAGAGCGGCCCCGGCUGCAUGAACUGUAAAUGUGUGGUAUCGUGACUAUGCUGUCUGGACCGUGUCUUGGCGAGGUUCCCACUGUGCAGUGUGCAAGGAAAGAGGUGAAGCAAAGGAAGCAGCAAACGGAUUCAGAGGAGGAGUACUGGGGGGGAGAGGAGCAGGACGAAGAGGACAGGGGGAGCAUGAGGCCCUCCAAGGACUAUCUCGCACUUCACCCAAGCCUGUGGCAAACAACUUUUUUUUUUUUAUCCCCAUCCCCUCAUCCUUUGGCCUCCUCCCACCCCAGCAACUGUACAAAGCCACAGAUUGAAUCACAGUAAAUUAUUAUUUGAUCGUCUC
Zonotrichia leucophrys gambelii is the source of this 1245-nucleotide messenger RNA. RefSeq names its product HRas proto-oncogene, GTPase (gene HRAS). Gene Ontology annotation, biological process: Ras protein signal transduction. NCBI's taxonomy places the organism in Eukaryota, Metazoa, Chordata, Aves, Passeriformes, Passerellidae. Gene Ontology annotation, molecular function: GDP binding; GTP binding; GTPase activity. The record is from RefSeq and is a predicted model, not a curated record. Gene Ontology annotation, cellular component: plasma membrane. The transcript has 6 exons. Bases 379 to 948 code for a protein of 189 amino acids.